AUGGCCGCCUCAUUUGAACCUUCUCUCUCCACGAGUGGCAUGCGCCCGCCGCUUGCAUCAGCAGAUGCGCCCUCCAUGGCGGACUCCCUACCAAGCAUCAAUUUCGGCUUUGAGGAUCUACGCAAUCGCAUGGCACAAUUUAGCGCUAAAUUUGAUGCGUUCAUUGAGAAAGGUCGCAAAAGAGUUCUAGAAGAACGGAACCAGUUUCACAUCAACCUCGCAGAAUUGCAAGAGGAUGAGCGUAUGCGCCAACGGGAUAUUGAAAUCCUCAAUCUGAAAGUUCAAACACACGACCAGACCCUUCAGAAAGAGGCCGCCGAGGCCGCCGAGAUGCACGCUGCAAUUUCCACAAUCACAUUGGAGCGCGACACCCGACUCGCCAAGCGUGAUCGUCUCAAACAGCAGAUCGCUGAAACACAAAAGGCGAUUAAUCAAAAGCUUGAAGCACAAAAGCAGCACGCGAAACAACUCGACGCACAGUCUCGGUUGAAUAUGCCUGAGCUAGAAUUUUGGCAAGACUAUUUGUGUCUACGGAUUGAGGGAGCUGGACGGGAAGAUCGGUUGAAAUUUGUCUACAGUCACUUACUGGAGAAAGAUUGGGAGGCUGAGGCUUGGUUUGAGCUGGGCACUGCGAGUCGCGACUACGAGGUUUAUCAUACGCGACCCAAGGUUGACAAGGAUGCCUUGGAGCGUGAGGUGGACUUGGUCAAUGAAGACCGAGACUUUGGUGCCUUUCUCAAGCGCAUGCGGAAGCUUUUCACGGAAACAAUGAAUAAGUAA
This is a messenger RNA of Penicillium diatomitis, 780 nucleotides long. Its product is annotated as kinetochore Spc25 family protein. NCBI's taxonomy places the organism in Eukaryota, Fungi, Ascomycota, Eurotiomycetes, Eurotiales, Aspergillaceae. Gene Ontology annotation, biological process: chromosome segregation. Gene Ontology annotation, cellular component: Ndc80 complex. The transcript is spliced from 2 exons. The coding region runs from base 1 to 780 and encodes 259 amino acids. The record is from RefSeq and is a predicted model, not a curated record.